GCUGGUAGCGGUGCGCGGCUCGGAGCGGGAGCCAAUAUGGCGGCCGAGCGCAAGACGAAAUUGUCCAAGAACCUGCUGCGCAUGAAGUUCAUGCAAAGGGGCCUGGACUCAGAGACCAAGAAACAACUAGAAGAGGAAGAAAAGAAAAUAAUUAGUGAAGAGCACUGGUAUUUGGAUUUGCCAGAGCUUAAAGAAAAAGAGUGUUUCAUAAUAGAAGAGCAGAGUUUCUUAUUAUGUGAAGAUCUUCUCUAUGGAAGAAUGUCAUUCAGAGGAUUUAAUCCUGAGGUUGAGAAAUUGAUGCUCCAGAUGAACGCUAAGAACAAGGUGGAAGAAGUUCAAGAUGAAGCAGUGGAGCUCGAUGUGUCAGAUGAAGAAAUGGCCAGAAGAUAUGAGACCUUGGUGGGGACAAUUGGAAAAAAGUUUGCCAAAAAAAGAGACCGUGCCAGUUAUGAAGAAGAUGAAAAUGGACACAUAAAACCAACAGUUAAAGUAAAGAAGAUGUUUCUAAAGCCCCAGGAUUAAAGUAGAUGCUUUGAGACAGAGCUCAGGGAAGCUUCGUGAGAGUUAGCAUGUUUUGGAACUCAUUCUGAUGGCUUCUCUCUAAUUAUUAAUACUAUAAUGUUUAUUUGUAAAGAAGUAGACAGUUUUGGAAAGAUGCCAUUUUUGAAACACGUGUGGUGGAUGUUAUACAUCCUUUGCUUAAUGGUGUUCCUCAGGACGGGAUUUUUAGCCCUCGAUCUUCAAAUGUACAGAGGUAUGUGGUUGCUUCCUAAUUAAAGAUCUUUUUGACCACAGAUUUUUUUUUUUAAUAGAGCUUUCUAGUCACUGACCUUGAAUUGACAUACAUAAAUUAAUCCAGUGUUUAAGUUGCCCUUAUGUUUAUAUUUUACUUUAAAUUAUUAAUCAUGCCAAGCCAAUAUAUUCAUAUAUUUUGGAAUCAGAUGUCAUGAGGACUUAUCAUAUGUAAAUUCAUCAAGAGCAAACGUACCACUCCAGCCCAAAGUACUAGCAUGCUGCCAGGUCAUUGUUAGUUUGUGGAAUUGUGGGGUUUUGUUUAAGGCUUUUAUUAAUAAAAAUUGUUCUGUAAUAAA
This is a messenger RNA of Enhydra lutris kenyoni (northern sea otter), 1091 nucleotides long. Its product is annotated as M-phase phosphoprotein 6. The coding region runs from base 37 to 522 and encodes 161 amino acids. The transcript is spliced from 5 exons. NCBI's taxonomy places the organism in Eukaryota, Metazoa, Chordata, Mammalia, Carnivora, Mustelidae. The record is from RefSeq and is a predicted model, not a curated record. Gene Ontology annotation, biological process: maturation of 5.8S rRNA.